Messenger RNA from Rattus norvegicus (Norway rat), 9406 nucleotides. RefSeq names its product lysine acetyltransferase 6B (gene Kat6b). Lineage: Eukaryota; Metazoa; Chordata; Mammalia; Rodentia; Muridae. The record is from RefSeq and is a predicted model, not a curated record. Gene Ontology annotation, molecular function: DNA binding; histone acetyltransferase activity; histone H3K14 acetyltransferase activity. Gene Ontology annotation, biological process: regulation of DNA-templated transcription; negative regulation of DNA-templated transcription; positive regulation of DNA-templated transcription. Gene Ontology annotation, cellular component: MOZ/MORF histone acetyltransferase complex; chromosome; nucleosome.
UAGAAGGGGGUGUAGGGAGGGGCGAGGUUUUGGUGAAGUGGGAAGGGCUGUGUGAGGGUUGGUGAAGUGUUGCAGACUGACGAGAUUGCAUUUAACUGGGGUCACACUGAGGAUGAAUUUGGGUAUGGUGGAUGAGUUGAGAGAGAGCAUUGCUGAGUGGGUAUUGGUUCGUCCUGGGGAUAGGUUCAUGAAGCGGGUACAAUUUCUUUGAUGGGAUAGAAGUAUCAGGCUGAAUCCUAAUGUUGGCGUAGGAUAGCGGUUUGCUGGCCCUUUGGUAAAUGAAACAUUAAGAAAACGGAAGGAUGGGUUAGUUAAGUUUGGGAGACUUUCUAAGGUAGCAGAAAAGACUUUAAUGGGGAGGGAAUGGGAGAGAGGCUGCUUGUAAUUUGCAAAAGUAUAUUAGAACAUUUCAUCGGGACAGGUGAUGCAGAAUUAGGGGAAGGCUGCAGCUGUGGAGGUGGGCAGCAAUGGGAAAUAGGUCUGGGUACUAUAAUUUGAUGGACUGUGUCCUCAGGCUUCAUUGUACCAAGAAAGGUGUUUUGGAGACUUUAAUUUUCAUAGGCUGGGGUUGUUAGGAGUAAAGUUGAGCCAAGUCUUGAAGGUGUGGCAGGAACAGGGAGAACCCAGAGUGGCCCUUGGAAGAAACAUGGAGGCUUGCUACUGUGGGCAAGGACGUUUGGUAUUUUUUUAAAUUUGGUAGCACUUUGGGUUGGGCACAGUUCAGGGAGUGAAGGGAAUUGGCAGGGUAAAGACAGAAGAAGGCCAUAUUAGUGACCUAUGCACCAUGGAGGAGUUUGAACACUUGUGGUUGGGAGAGAAUGUUGAUGUGAGAGUAGUUAUGAAGGGGCAGUGAUAAAGAAUCACACUUGUCAGAAAUAGCUAAAGAGACUCAGGGAACAAAGUACACUUGGGGUGGAGAGACCAGGAAAUUCAAGUAAAGAGAGGAUGGGCAGAAUUGUAUGGCCAAGAGGUAGAAGUAACAAAUGGAACUUAGUUGUAUUACUUCUUUGUAUUCCAAUAGAGUGUGUGCAUGUGCAUACACACACAUGUAAAUGUAUGCAUACACAUUUUGUGCAUGUGAUGCAUACAAGCGUGCAUACAUCCAGAGGCCAAGGCAGGACACAGAAUGUCUUCCUCUAUCCCUUUACUACCUUAUUGCUUUAACAUAAAGUCUCUUAAGAAGUGGAAGCUGGCCUUUUUGCUAGGCUGGCCGGUCUGCCAUCAAGCUCUUAGAGGCUGCCUGUCUUUGCUGGGAUUACAGGCAAUCUAAACUGUGCGCAGCUUUUCACAUGGGUACUGGGGAUACGAACUCAGGUCUUCAUGCUUUCCGUGCUGUGCACAAUGAGCCCUCUACCCAGCCCCAAUAAAGUAUAUUUUAGAAAGUACAUCCUUCCUCAUACUAGCUCACCCUUAAUUUUCUGAUGUAACUCUAAAACAUUUGAUUGCUUGCUUAUUAGAAAUUAAUUAUACAUGUAGCAGAAUAAAUGUGAGCUGUUCUGUUUUUAAGAAGUAAUGAGUAAGGAACCUGUAAUCUUUGGUUAUCUUUGGCUUCUGAGGUCAGCCCAGGUAGUAGGUAAGACCCAGUGUUUAAAUAAACAAACCAGGAAAUAAGGAAGGAAAUUGUUAACUUAAAGGAGGGAUUUAGGUGUGACAGGGUCAGCUGAACUUUUACCUUUUGGCUGCACCUGGACCUCUGUGUUUUGUCUUAAGGACUAAUGAACUACUUGUGGAAACAGGUGGAAGCUCUCUGAGGUCUUGAUUUCCUAAAGAUGUCUUUCACUUGAAGAGAGCAGUCUUUCCCAUUGGUGAGCUAAGAGCCAUCAGCAUUGCCUGGCAGUCAGUCAGUCCUCUUUCGACUCUGAAGGAUGGUUAUCUCUACGCUGUUGCCUGACAUGGGCUGGGAUCCUCUGCCCGUGUGUUGAAUUGUGACUUUCGAAUGUGCAGGUUGUGUUAAGUACAAGGUGAACCUCUAUGGGUAACGUCUGUGUUGGAGAAGCCAUUUGUCAACCAUGGUAAAACUUGCAAACCCACUUUACACAGAGUGGAUUCUUGAAGCAGUGCAGAAAAUCAAGAAGCAGAAGCAGCGGCCCUCCGAAGAGAGGAUCUGCCAUGCGGUCAGCACAUCCCAUGGGUUGGACAAGAAAACCGUCUCGGAGCAGCUGGAACUCAGUGUUCAGGAUGGCUCUGUUCUCAAAGUCACCAACAAAGGCCUUGCUUCAUAUAAGGACCCGGACCAUCCUGGGCGCUUUUCAUCAGUUAAACCAGGCACUUUCCCCAAGCCAACCAAGGGGCCCAAAGGACCACCAUGUAAUGAUCUACGCAAUGUGGAUUGGAAUAAACUUUUAAAGAGAGCAAUCGAAGGCCUUGAGGAGCCAAGUGGCUCCUCCUUGAAGAGCAUCGAGAAGUAUCUGAGAAGCCAGAGUGAUCUUACAGGCACCACCGACCACCCAGCCUUUCAGCAGAGGUUGCGACUAGGGGCCAAGCGUGCUGUGAACAAUGGGAGGUUACUGAAGGAUGGACCACAGUACAGGGUCAAUACUGGGAGCUCAGAUGGCAGAGGGGCACCCCAGUACCCCAGUGCUUUUCCAUCCUCACUCCCGCCUGUCAGCCUUCUACCCCAUGAGAAAGACCAGCCCCGUGCCGAUCCCAUUCCAAUAUGUAGCUUCUGUUUGGGGACUAAAGAGUCGAAUCGUGAAAAGAAACCAGAAGAACUCGUGUCUUGUGCAGACUGUGGCAGUAGUGGACACCCAUCCUGUUUGAAAUUUUGUCCUGAAUUAACCGCAAAUGUGAAGGCCUUGAGGUGGCAGUGCAUCGAGUGCAAGACGUGCAGCGCAUGUCGAGUCCAGGGCAAAAAUGCAGACAACAUGCUUUUUUGUGAUUCCUGUGAUAGAGGAUUCCAUAUGGAGUGCUGUGACCCACCACUUUCCAGAAUGCCAAAAGGGAUGUGGAUUUGCCAAGUCUGCAGACCAAAGAAAAAGGGAAGAAAACUACUUCAUGAGAAAGCUGCACAAAUAAAACGACGAUAUGCAAAACCCAUUGGACGACCGAAAAAUAAAUUAAAGCAACGAUUGUUGUCUGUAACCAGUGAUGAAGGAUCCGUGAAUGCAUUCACAGGAAGGGGGUCACCUGGUAGGGGUCAAAAGACUAAAGUCUGUACCACACCUUCAUCUGGUCAUGCUGCGUCUGGGAAGGACUCAAGCAGCAGAUUGGCUGUUACAGACCCCACCCGGCCUGGUGCCACCACCAAAACCACCACCUCCUCCACCUACAUUUCUGCCUCUACACUUAAAGUUAACAAGAAAACCAAAGGGCUCAUUGAUGGCCUUACUAAGUUUUUUACACCAUCACCUGAUGGUCGCAGAUCACGAGGGGAAAUAAUAGACUUUUCAAAGCACUAUCGUCCAAGGAAAAAGGUCUCUCAGAAACAGUCAUGCACUUCUCAUAUGUUGGCUACAGGUACCACACAAAAGCUAAAACCUCCACCUUCUGCACUUCCGCCCCCCGCCCCCAUCUCUGGUCAGAGCCCCAGUUCACAAAAGUCCAGCACUUCCACCUCUUCUGCCCCCACCCAGAGCUCCUCCAGCCGGUCCAGUGAGCCCUCUUUUAGCAGCCUAAUUAACAGCAGCCAGCUGAAGGCACUCUUUGAUGGACUUUCUCAUAUCUAUACCACUCAGGGACAGUCUCGAAAAAAGGGACACCCAAGUUAUGCACCACCCAAACGCAUGCGUCGUAAAACCGAAUUCUCUUCCACGGCAAAAGCUAAAGCCUGUUUCUUUGGAAAAAGAGAUUUUAGGAGCAGGUUUCUCUCUCACUCCUCCUGUAGCUGGGGGAUGACUAGAGGACAUAUUUUUAAAGCCAUUGCUCACUUCAAGCGAACAACUUUUCUUAAAAAGCACAGGAUGCUAGGCAGAUUAAAAUAUAAAGUGACCCCUCAGAUGGGGACCCCGUCACCAGGGAAGGGGAGCUUGGCAGACGGAAGGAUUAACCCUGAUCAGGAUAAUGAUACUGAAAUUAAAAUAAGCAUCAAACAAGAAAGUAUGGAUGUAAAUGUGAUGGGAAACAAGGAUCUCGUGACGGAAGAGGAUCUGGACGUGUUUAAGCAGGCCCAAGAGCUGUCUUGGGAGAAAAUAGAGUGUGAAAGUGGAGUGGAAGACUGUGGUCGGUACCCUUCAGUAAUAGAGUUCGGAAAAUACGAAAUCCAAACCUGGUACUCCUCGCCUUACCCACAGGAAUAUGCAAGAUUACCAAAGCUUUACCUGUGUGAAUUCUGUCUUAAAUAUAUGAAGAGUAAAAAUAUUUUGCUAAGACACUCAAAGAAGUGUGGAUGGUUUCAUCCUCCAGCAAAUGAAAUUUACCGAAGGAAAGACCUUUCAGUAUUUGAGGUUGAUGGGAAUAUGAGCAAAAUUUAUUGCCAAAACCUUUGCUUGUUAGCCAAGCUCUUCCUGGACCACAAAACAUUGUAUUAUGAUGUCGAGCCAUUCCUUUUUUAUGUCCUUACAAAAAACGAUGAAAAAGGCUGUCAUCUGGUUGGAUACUUCUCUAAGGAAAAGCUCUGCCAGCAGAAGUAUAACGUGUCCUGCAUAAUGAUCAUGCCCCAGCACCAAAGGCAAGGAUUUGGACGCUUUCUCAUUGAUUUCAGCUAUUUGCUUUCUCGAAGAGAAGGCCAAGCGGGGUCUCCUGAAAAGCCGCUGUCUGACCUAGGCCGGCUGUCCUACCUGGCCUACUGGAAAAGCGUCAUCUUGGAGUACCUCUACCGCCACCACGAGAGGCACAUCAGCAUCAAAGCCAUCAGCAGAGCCACAGGCAUGUGCCCACAUGACAUUGCCACCACUCUGCAGUACCUGCACAUGAUCGACAGGAGAGACGGCAGGUUUGUCAUCAUUAGAAGGGAAAAGUUGAUAUUGGGCCACAUGGAAAAGCUGAAGAACUGUUCCCGACCCAAUGAAGUUGACCCGGAGAGUCUCCGAUGGACCCCAAUUUUAAUUUCUAAUGCCGUAGUUUCUGAAGAAGAGCGGGAGGCUGAAAAGGAGGCUGAACGACUGAUGGAACAAGCCAGCUGCUGGGAGAAGGAGGAGCAAGAGAACCUGUCAUCUAGAGUUACCAGCAGGCAGUCAUCUGCAAAAGUACAAUCAAAAAACAAGUACCUGCACUCUCCCGAGAGGCGGCCAGUGGCCGGGGAGCGAGGACAGCUGUUAGGGCUGUCCAAAGAGAGCAGUGAGGAGGAGGAGGAGGAGGAAGACGAUGAGGAUGAGGAGGAAGAGGAGGAGGAAGAAGAGAGCAUUCCGACAUCUCCCCCACGGUUGACUAAGCCACAGUCGGUCUCCAUCAAGAGAAAGAGGCCUUUUGUAGUAAAGAAGAAAAGGGGUCGUAAACGCAGGAGGAUCAACAGCAGUGUGACAACCGAGACCAUCUCCGAGACUACAGAAGUGCUAAAUGAACCCUUCGACAACUCAGAUGAAGAGCGGCCCAUGCCAAGGCUGGAGCCUACCUGUGAGAUCCAAGUGGAGGAGGCGGGCAGGAAGCCAGUUCUGAGAAAAGCCUUCCAGCAUCAGCCAGGGAAGAAGAGGCAGACAGAGGAAGGGGACGGAAAAGACAAUCAUUUCUUCAAGAACGCUGCCCUUUGUAGAAACGAUGUGGAUGAUGACGCAGAACACUUGGAAGAAGGCAGCAGAGACAGUGCAGAGCCUCUGAAGUGCAGACAAGUGUGGCCGAAAGCAGCGAAGCGAGGCCUCUCCAAGUGGAGGCAAAGCAAGGAGAGGAGGCCGGGGCUCAAGCUGAAUCUGUGCACCCCACCCGAGACACCCAUGGAGCCGGAGGGCCUGACGAAGGUGGUCAAAGAGCAGAAGGGAAUUUCAGAGGACAAGGGCAGCCCCGUGGGCGAGGAUCGGGAGGUGACAGAGACUGAGGAAGCCCUGCUGCCUCAGGAUGGGAACGGAAGGGAAGAGACAGGCACACCUGUGAGUCCACAUAAAUCACCAGGUGGAAAGGCAGACGAGGAGGACCUCAUCAAAGGGGAGGAGGAGGAGGAGGAAGAGGGAACUACAGAGAAAGACCCAGAUGGUGCUAAAAGUAAAGAGAAAGCUGAAGCAGAAAUCUCCAUGGAAAAGGAAGACGCGGUGCAUUUGGAUGACCAUGAGGAGGACGAGGACGAGGAGGAAGAGCCGUCUCACAAUGAGGACCAUGAUGCGGAUGAUGAAGACGACGGUCACAUGGAGGCUACCAACGUGGACAGGGGAGACCUCCCAAAAGAAGCCUUCAAGGACGCACUAGAGGGUCAGGAGGCUUUUUUAGGCCUUAGCAUUCAGCCUAGUCACUCUGACCCUGAGGGCCUGGUGAACUGCGGUGGUGAUCUGGCAGUGUCGUGUGGCAGUGAGCCGAAGGAGCUUGCUGGGGACGCUGGCACCGCACCUGAGUCCGACUCGGAGCUCCCGGAAGAACAGACACAGGAGCAGGACCAAGAGAAGAGCAAUGGUGCGGAUACAGAGCUCAAGGACGGAGGCACAGCCACCGUGGAAAUCGACUCUGAGACCGUCCAGGCUGUUCAGUCUUUGACCCAAGAAAACAGGGAGCAGGAUGACACCUUUCAAGAUUGUGCUGAGACUCAAGAGGCCUGUAGAAGCCUGCAGAACUAUACACACACAGACCAAAGUCCUCAAAUUGCCACCACGCUGGACGAGUGCCAACAGUCAGACCACAGUAGCCCGGUUUCAUCUGUCCAUUCCCAUCCUGGCCAGUCAGUUCGUUCUGUCAAUAGCCCCAGUGUCCCUGCCCUAGAGAAUAGCUAUGCCCAAAUCAGCCCUGAUCAGACUGCCAUCACAGUGCCACCUCUGCAGAACAUGGAGACCAGUCCAAUGAUGGACGUCCCGUCAGUGUCCGAUCACUCACAGCAAGUUGUUGACAGUGGGUUCAGUGACCUGGGCAGUAUUGAGAGCACAACAGAGAACUAUGAGAACCCCAGCAGCUACGACUCGACCAUGGGAGGCAGCAUCUGUGGAAACAGCUCCUCCCAGAACAGUUGCUCCUACGGCAGCCUCACCUCUAGCAGUCUGACACAGAGCAGCUGUGCUGUCACCCAGCAGAUGUCCAACAUCAGCGGGAGCUGCAGCAUGCUGCAGCAGACCAGCAUCAGCUCCCCUCCAACCUGCAGCGUCAAGUCUCCCCAAGGCUGUGUGGUGGAGCGGCCGCCCAGCAGCAGCCAGCAGCUGGCUCAGUGCAGCAUGGCCGCCAACUUCACCCCACCCAUGCAGCUGGCCGACAUCCCCGAGACCAGCAACGCCAACAUCGGCCUAUACGAGCGAAUGGGCCAAAGUGAUUUUGGGGCUGGGCACUACCCACAGCCGUCCGCCACCUUCAGCCUUGCCAAGCUGCAGCAGCUAACUAAUACCCUUAUUGAUCAUUCAUUGCCUUACAGCCACUCCGCUGCCGCCACCUCCUAUGCAAAUAGUGCCUCUUUGUCCACACCAUUAAGUAACACAGGGCUUGUUCAGCUUUCACAGUCUCCACACUCCGUCCCUGGAGGACCCCAAGCACAAGCUACCAUGACCCCACCCCCUAACCUGACUCCUCCUCCCAUGAACCUGCCACCACCUCUCCUGCAGCGGAACAUGGCUGCAUCAAAUAUUGGCAUCUCCCACAGCCAAAGACUGCAAACUCAGAUCGCCAGCAAGGGCCCCGUCUCCAUGAGAACCAAGUCGGCAUCUCUGUCACCAGCCGCUGCCACCCAUCAGUCACAAAUCUAUGGGCGUUCCCAGACUGUGGCCAUGCAGGGUCCUGCACGGACUUUAACGAUGCAGAGAGGCAUGAACAUGAGUGUGAACCUGAUGCCAGCGCCAGCCUACAACGUCAACUCUGUGAACAUGAACAUGAACACUCUGAAUGCCAUGAAUGGGUACAGCAUGUCCCAGCCGAUGAUGAACAGUGGUUACCACAGCAACCAUGGCUACAUGAAUCAGACACCCCAGUACCCUAUGCAGAUGCAGAUGGGCAUGAUGGGCACCCAGCCAUACGCCCAGCAGCCAAUGCAGACCCCACCCCACAGUAACAUGAUGUACACGGCCCCCGGACACCACGGCUACAUGAACACGGGCAUGUCCAAACAGUCUCUCAACGGGUCCUACAUGAGAAGGUAGACAGCCUGGCAGCCCACUGAGCCCCUGGGCCCCACUCUUGGGUUGAUCUGCACAAAUACCCUUGAAAAGUACGAUUUCAAAACCAGCAUUGGUGUGAAUGCAAAAACACUUGUUGGCACCAUUUAUUUAAAAAAAAAAAAGAAAAAGAAAAAAAAAAGAAGCUGUAUGCAGCGGAAAGCCUUAUACAAGUCGUUUCUCUUUCCUCCUUUUCCUCUUUUGGUACCUUUAUUUCUGUUACUUUUAUAUAAAAUUCUCUGCAAAGGAAGGCCUCUCUUAGGACUCCAGUUGGCAGCAGCCACACGUUGUGCCUGCUUCCAUUAAACAGUGUGGAUACAAGCCCCUCCCCAGAUCACCUGUUUUAAUAUCGAACCUCGAGCUUUUUUCCUUCCUCGUCUAUUCCAUGUAAAUGCCUUUAGCAUUUCGAUUACUGUACAUUUUGUUUAAGGUGACCCUUCAGCAUGCCGCUAAUGUCUUGGUUAGUGACAGUGCAUUUUGUAGUACUGUACAAGUGUUGUGCUAACGGUAAGCCAUUUCUUAAGUUUUUUGCCUUGAUUAGGGUACCCUAAUUUGAGGGUUUUAAAAAAAAAAAAAACCUCUAUUUUUGUUAAUUAUAAAACUGUAAAGAGCUAUCAGAGCUAACCCCGUCGUUAGUCAAGGGGUUUAUUGCUAAAUGUUUGGUGUAAAGUUGAGAAGACCCUUUUCCAUUUUGGCGACAGGCUCCUUUGGGGAGAGGCAGCUUUCUGUUUUAUAAGCGCACACUUGUGUUUAUUGAAUGAGCAUAUCUCAGUGUUUGCCUGUCAGGUUCUGAAGCAUUUCAUACAUGUCGGAACACGCAGCAGGAUUCAAGGAACAGUGAGUGUGGUGUGAAGUCCCUAUUUUAUGGAGAUCUCUCUAACUUUACAUUUUCAUUCCAUCUGUAGAUUUUUCUAUCUUUAUAAAAUAUUGGAGUUAUUUUUUAAGGAAAAAUAGAAAAGUAGCUUGUGAAUAGCUCAAACCAAGCUUACACAUCGCCGCAUGUAAAAAGCAGGAAAGUUAUUUGUGUCUGUUUAUGUUGCUUCCUUUUGUAGCCUUUGUACCCUGGACGGGUGACAGUAAGGGCCGAGCAGGAGAGGCGCGACCUUGUACAAAACAGGAGCCAGCAGCACUCUUGUGUGUAUCUCGUUCUCUUUUUAGUCAGUUACUUCAAAAAAAAAAAAAAAGAAAGAAAGAAAGAAAAAACACAAAAAAGAAAAAAGCUGUACAUUUUAACAUAAAAUAAAUUAUGAUGAGCCACUUUA